CGCGAGGUUUCCAUCAUUGCCGGGUUGUCACUCUCGGUAAAGGCGCUGGUAUCUUUUUGGUGAUCUCUGGGUGCUGUUGCUGAUUUCUUAGCUACCGCUGAGGCGUCCGAACGGAUUUAAUCCACUCAACGUGCAGCUGUCUGGCUCCUUCUGUCCCGCCUCUGCCGCAUUGAGCCGCGCCCCGGCCCCUCCUGUCAAGACAUGGCCGACCCUAAAUACGCCGACCUGCCAGGCAUAGCCAGGAAUGAGCCUGAUCUCUAUGAAACAAGCGAUUUGCCCGAGGAUGAUCAAGCCGAGUUUGAUGCGGAGGAGCUUACUAGCACUAGCGUAGAACAUAUUAUUGUCAACCCCAAUGCAGCUUAUGACAAAUUUAAGGACAAGAAAGUUGGCACCAGAUGUUUAGAUUUUUCAGAUCGGAUUACCAAAUCCAAGAGAACAGGCUACGAAUCUGGGGAGUACGAAAUACUCGGAGAAGGCUUAGGUAUAAAAGAAACUCCACAGCAGAAGUAUCAGCGGUUGCUGCAUGAAGUCCAGGAACUGACACAAGAAGUGGAAAAGACACAGAGCACAUUGAAAGAAUCUGCCACUGAAGAAAAACUGACCCCGGUUGCAUUAGCCAAACAAGUAGCUGCCUUAAAACAGCAAUUAGUGUCCACUCAUUUAGAGAAACUGCUGGGCCCAGAUGCUGCCAUCAACUUGACUGACCCAGAUGGUGCCCUGGCAAAGCGUUUACUGACUCAGUUGGAUGCUGCCAAAACUAGAAAAGAUCCAGAAGGAAAAAGCUCUGCAAAAGGUCCUGGGCCAGAUAAUGAGAACUUGGUGACAUACGAGUUGCAUUGUCGUCCUGAGCAAAACAAGUUCUCCCAGGCUGCAAAGAUGGCUGAGCUAGAGAAACGCUUGGGGGAGCUUGAGGCUGCUGUGCGUUGUGAUCAGGACACUCAGAAUCCCCUCACUGUGGGACUUCAAGGAUCUUGUUUGAUGGACACGGUUGAAAUUCUACAGGCUAAAGUCAAUCUGUUAGAUGUGGCAUCUCUGGACCAAGUCGAGGCCAGACUACAGAGUGUCUUGGGGAAAAUGAAUGAAAUUGCCAAGCACAAAGCCACCAUUGAGGAUGCCGACACUGAAAGCAAGGUGCACCAACUCUAUGAGACAGUGCAGAAGUGGGAUUCUAUGUCUAUCACUCUUCCACAGGUUGUCCAGAGACUGCUAACGUUAAAGCAGCUUCAUGAGCAAGCCAUGCAGUUCGGGCAGCUCCUCACCCACUUGGACACAACACAGCAGAUGAUAUCAAAUUCUUUGAAGGACAAUACGAAUGCAUUAGCCAUGGUCCAGAAGGCCAUGAAGGAGAACCUGGCUACUGUGGAAGACAAUUUUUCCAGUAUUGAUGGCAGAAUAAAGAAACUAAGCAAAUGAGCUGCACUUCUUCACUUCAAACCUCAUUCCCUAUAAUAUCAAGAAAAGAAGAUUUUCUGCAGACUCUGCACUAAGAAAUCUAUUCCCUCCCCUACAAAAGAGAGGUUUUACCAUUGUACAUAUGUCUUGUUACUCCCCCCCCCCCACGGUCUCCUAAGAAUGGUUUCUUCUGUACCCGCUCAUGCAUGGAAACUUACUGGGGGAUAUUUAUAAACACUGGGCAGUAACCUAUGGCAACCAAUCAGAUGAUUGCUUUCAAUGUUCAACCUGCAGCUGGCUGAAAAAAGCUGAUCGCUGAUUGGUUGCUAUGGGUUACUAUUCAGGGGCAUAGUGUUUAUAAAGGAGCCCCACCGUCCCUUCAUUUCAGGUGCUCAUUCACAUCUGAUUUCUUAGGAAACCUUCGUGUAUUUUUCAGGGUAUUAUGUUUGCAUGCCGGUACAUGCGAUGCACCAAUCAGAGGAGAACGUCCAUAGACCUUUUAUUUAUAUAUAUAUUGUUCUUAUCACCUUUCUUUUGUGGCCAUCAGUGCAUAGAGUAAACUGUAAUGCCCAGCCGAGAGACGUUCAUUAACCUAAUUAAUUAAUAAUGCCUUACUCUAACCAGCCACCUGAUCAUUGCUCUCACUAAAUUAUACUUCUUAACCUGCCUACACUUUAUAGCCUCUUACUGCUUCUUAUAAAACUGAUCUUUCAAAAAGAUUUGUGUGCAUUUCUGUUCUAUUUUUUUUAUUUUGUAUACAGACAGAAAUUAAUCAUUUUGGACUCCUGUUCUGGCCCAUUUCAGUGCACUUCAUGCCGGAGUCGGGUGUCAGAUGAAUGAUCCAAUAUAUCUUAUGCCUUGAAGAUGUAUUAGAGCUCACUCUAUUAAAAUCACCAGACAUCAUGUCUCUCUACAUGCAGAAUUUAUUUUGUUAGAUAUUGUUUGUACUGGAAUCAGUUAUUCGAGUGAGCUCUAAUUCAUCUGCUAGGAAAGAAAGCUCCCCUAUAAGAUAUAUUGGAUCAUUCAUGUGAACAUAAACUUGUUUAUUUCAGAAAAGAUGCAGAAUAUUUAAUUGAUUCUAUUUAGAAAGUUUCUUAUAUGACGAAGCUUUUAUUUUAUUUUCG
Xenopus laevis (African clawed frog) is the source of this 2516-nucleotide messenger RNA. It is a transcript of the gene dctn2.S, whose product is annotated as dynactin subunit 2 S homeolog. Lineage: Eukaryota; Metazoa; Chordata; Amphibia; Anura; Pipidae. Gene Ontology annotation, cellular component: dynactin complex; cytoskeleton; membrane. The record is from RefSeq and is marked provisional. Gene Ontology annotation, biological process: microtubule-based process.